CUCCCACCACCCACCUCCACCCUCGAACCCUGCCCUCUCCGUGCUCCUAUGCCAGCGCAAACACUCGAGCCCAGCACCUCUGCUGCCGGCGCUGCUGCUGCCGUCGCGCCUGAUGCUGCAGGCACCGCCGAGGCAGCGGCGCAGGCGGGUCCUGUGCCGCGCGACGCACGCAUCAUCGCCCUCAUCCUCGCCAGCAUGGGCAUCGACGACGCCGAGCCGGCCGUGCUGCUUAUGCUGCUUGAGUUUGCGCAUCGCUACACGACGGACAUCCUCUCCGACGCACUGCUGUACGCCGACCACUCGCGCGCCGGCGGCUCGGCGCAGGGCCCCAGUCUGGACGACGUGCAGCUGGCCAUCCAGGCCAAGGUGAACCACGAGUUCACGCAGCCGAUGCCCAAGGAGAUGCUGCUGUCGCUUGCCACGAGUCUCAACUCCACACCGCUGCCGCCCAUCUCGGACCGCUACGGCGUGCGGUUACCGCCGCCGCAGCACACGCUCGCCAACAUCAACUACUCCAUCAUCCCCAACGCGCCGCCGCCAUUGGACGAGGAUGCCGAAGCAGAGGAGGACGAGGAGGAGGAAGCGGCGGCUGAGAACAAGGCGCGUGCUGCUCAGGAUGCACAGACAAGAGGCGGGAGCAUCGGUGAGGAGGAUGGAGAGGAUGUGUGGCCCGAGGGCGAUGAGACUGCACAUGGCGCACAGCCCAUGGCCGUCGAUGAGGCACGGGGCACGAAGCGGGCACUGGAAGAGGACGAGGACUACGACUAGCUCGGCGCUCGACGGGAGAGCAUGUCGCAC
Messenger RNA from Tilletiopsis washingtonensis, 798 nucleotides. RefSeq names its product TFIID-31kDa-domain-containing protein. Gene Ontology annotation, cellular component: SAGA complex; transcription factor TFIID complex. Gene Ontology annotation, molecular function: transcription coactivator activity; protein heterodimerization activity; RNA polymerase II general transcription initiation factor activity. Lineage: Eukaryota; Fungi; Basidiomycota; Exobasidiomycetes; Entylomatales. The record is from RefSeq and is a predicted model, not a curated record. Bases 49 to 768 code for a protein of 239 amino acids. The transcript has 3 exons. Gene Ontology annotation, biological process: DNA-templated transcription initiation; RNA polymerase II preinitiation complex assembly.